This is a messenger RNA of Lathyrus sativus (Indian pea), 282 nucleotides long. NCBI's taxonomy places the organism in Eukaryota, Viridiplantae, Streptophyta, Magnoliopsida, Fabales, Fabaceae. The record is from the annotation of a GenBank genome assembly.
AUGGGUUUCCGAUUACCUGCAGCUAUUAGACGGGCUUCAUUUAGCAGUAGGCUAACAUCCUCAAAAGCAUCGAAUGUGCCAAAGGGCUAUCUUGCGGUGUACGUUGGAGAGCAAAUGAAGCGGUUUGUUAUCCCCAUGUCAUACUUGAAUCAAUCUUCAUUUCAAGACUUGUUGAGUCAAGCGGAGGAAGAGUACGGAUAUGAUCAUCCAAUGGGUGGCCUCACAAUUCCUUGCACCGAAGAUGUUUUCUUGCAUAUUACUUCUUGCUUCGACGGCCAAUAG